UCAUAGUUGAUGCAACAUUCACAUGAUGAUUGAUUAAUGUGAUCAAAGUCGAAAUAGGUACGAUGUAAUUAAUGUAUCUUCCACCUCCGGUUGGCUGGGAAGAUCAACUGACACCAGAGAAUGAGGCUGCACUUUGAUCUCAUUCUCGUCUCUGAGUCACCCCGUGACGCUUUCUGCUGCUCUCUCCCUGCUGUCAUUCCCUGCCAAAAUAUCUUCCUCCAACGUUCCCAAACUCGUUGUUUAUCUGCUGCUGCCAUGCGACGCCACCGCGCAGGCUACCUUCCAAAACACUACACGCCAUGCUCCCUUGGCUGAAUCCCAUCCCUCUCCUCUCACCCUGGAGGCGACCGUUGCAGGUCCCUGAAGAGCUCAGGAAGGAGUAGCUUUUGUUGCCAUCUUCUCCCUCUGUCUUCACGUCGAGAGCCGCUCUUCGUCGAGUCACAUGAUGCGCUACCGUAAUCCUUUCGAGGUCGUCCUCACGCGAGCAAGUAGACAAACUGCACUACGGGUUGUGUCCUUAUCAGUUUGUCCUCCCAUCUCAGCUCACUACCGUUGGGUCGACGACCGUUCCGAGAUCGUGUUCUUGUUCUUAUAGUCUGGAAUGGAAGCCGCAUCGAUCGACAUUGUCAUUGCAACUGAAGCUAAAGUACUCUCUCUUCUGCUCUUUAGAAGUUGGUUCAUCCAUGGGAGCAUCUCCAAGCAUGUUCUUCCUGGUCAUCUGCCUGUUUGUCUCAGUGCACUCCAGUGCAUGCGAGCUCGGUUCCACCAAGCAGCACCGGCGGCACGAGUGGUACUUCAAGCCAACCGGCAAACAGACCAUCGUGGUGGACGCCAAUGGCUCCGGCCAUUUCUCGUCCGUCCAAGAGGCCGUUGACUUCGUCCCAGAGAACAACACCAAGCGUGUCGUCAUACAGAUUCAUGCUGGUCAUUACACGGAGAAGGUGAUCGUGCCGUCGACGAAGCCAUAUGUGACGUUCCAAGGGGCCGGCAGGGACGUGACGGUGAUCGAGUGGCACGACCGGGCGAGCGAUCGAGGACCUGACGGGCAACAGCUACGGACUUAUAACACGGCUUCUGUCACUAUUUUUGCUAGUUAUUUCAGGGCUAGGAAUAUUAGCUUCAAGAACACAGCUCCAGCUCCAAUGCCGGGCAUGGAAGGAUGGCAAGCAGCAGCGUUCCGCAUAUCGGGAGACAAGGCGUACUUCUUCGGCUGCGGCUUCUACGGCGCCCAGGACACACUCUGCGACGACGCCGGCCGCCACUACUUCAAGGAUUGCUACAUCGAGGGAUCCAUCGAUUUCAUCUUCGGCAAUGGUCGUUCCAUGUACAAGGAUUGCCAACUCCACUCCAUCGCAGACCGGUUCGGGGCCAUCGCAGCUCAGGACAGGAACAGCCCGUGCGAGCGGACGGGCUUCGCCUUCGUGAACUGUAAAGUAACCGGCACGGGCAAGCUCUACGUAGGACGAGCCAUGGGGCAGUACUCGAGGAUCGUCUUCGCCUACACCUACUUCGAUGACGUGAUCGCCCCCGGAGGCUGGGACGACUGGGAUCACAACAGCGACAAGAACCAGACGGCGUUCUUUGGAGUCUACAGAUGUUGGGGUCCUGGUGCAGCAGCAGUGCGUGGGGUUUCUUGGGCUCGGGAGCUCGAUUUCGACACGGCUCGACCUUUCCUCGUCAAGAGUUUCGUGAAUGGAAGACACUGGCUUGGCCCUUCCGAUCCUUGAGUUCUUCACUCCUACACUUGCAGUAGCAGCUCAUUCAACCAUUUGUUAUUCCUACACUUCCAAUUUGUAUUCGAACCAUGCAAUAAGAUGUCAAACCUCACUCUCUCU
Messenger RNA from Musa acuminata AAA Group (dessert banana), 1835 nucleotides. Its product is annotated as probable pectinesterase 68. Gene Ontology annotation, molecular function: pectinesterase activity. The transcript is spliced from 5 exons. The coding region runs from base 684 to 1727 and encodes 347 amino acids. The record is from RefSeq and is a predicted model, not a curated record. Gene Ontology annotation, biological process: pectin catabolic process; cell wall modification. Lineage: Eukaryota; Viridiplantae; Streptophyta; Magnoliopsida; Zingiberales; Musaceae.